AAACAUGCGCACUUUCAAUAAAAUGGAUCCCUGGGUAAUCCUCAUUGCGAUGCAACCACCCAAGAUGGCAACCAAAAUCUAAAAGUAAACCUGACAAAGAAACAAAAAAAUAUAAACAUUUUCACCUAUAUAAGUCGCUCUCACUAAGAUAUAUUGACAAUGGAGAGUGCCGGUGAUCGCUCAACCCAAAAAAGUGAGUUCCUUGUGGGGUCUAAAUACCGUCUUGUGAGAAAAAUAGGCAGUGGGUCGUUUGGUGAUAUUUAUCUCGGAAUCAACAUAACAAAUGGAGAAGAAGUUGCAGUUAAAUUGGAAUCUGUUAAAGCUAGACACCCACAACUGCUUUAUGAAAGUAAACUUUAUAAAAUUCUUCAAGGUGGAGUGGGUAUUCCUCAUAUACGCUGGUAUGGUCAAGAAAAAGAAUACAAUAUCCUUGUUAUGGACUUGUUAGGGCCAAGUUUAGAAGAUCUGUUCAACUUCUGUUCACGCAGAUUCACUAUGAAAACCGUUUUAAUGCUUGCAGAUCAAAUGAUAGGACGUAUCGAGUAUGUCCACAAUAAAAAUUUCAUUCACAGAGACAUUAAACCUGAUAACUUCUUGAUGGGAAUAGGUCGUCACUGCAACAAAGUUUUCUUGAUCGACUUUGGGCUAGCCAAAAAGUACAGAGAUAGUCGCACAAGAACCCACAUUGCAUAUAGGGAAGAUAAGAAUCUAACUGGAACCGCCAGAUACGCCAGCAUCAAUGCACAUCUUGGCAUAGAGCAGAGCCGUCGUGACGACAUGGAGUCACUUGGCUAUGUAUUGAUGUAUUUCAACAGAGGAAGUCUACCGUGGCAAGGUUUGAAAGCUAAUACCAAAAAGCAAAAAUAUGAGAAAAUUAGCGAGAAAAAGAUGUCAACCCCAGUAGAAGUUCUUUGCAAAGGUUUCCCAGCAGAAUUUGCUAUGUACCUGAACUACUGUAGAGGAUUGAGAUUUGAAGAGGCUCCAGAUUAUAUGUACUUACGACAACUUUUCCGCAUUCUAUUCCGUACCCUGAACUAUCAGUACGAUUACACUUUUGACUGGACAAUGUUGAAACAAAAAGCAGCACAAGUAGCUCAGUCCACAGCUACAGCUGCUGCUACCGCUGGUCGCUAAAUUUGCCAAAGUCUAAUGUUGCAUUAUUGUCAGAAAAUAAAAAUGUAUAUGAAUUUAAAUUUGAAGGAAGUGUUUGAAAGUGUUAGAUCCGUUUAUUUGACUUGUGUAGGAAUUUGAGAAUUAUAUGUAUUGAAUUUGUUAUUAAAUCUAUAAUACUGCAAAAUUCUGUUCCAUCUUGAGUUGUUGCAAGAUAUGGCUCAAAGUCAAACUGUCAAUUUUACUGUCAUAAAAUUUUGAAGGAAAGAUGAAGGUUUUAUGGAAUGGUACGUUUCAGCAGUUAGUGCUAAUAAGCAGUAAAAAUUUCCUUUAUUACACUGUAAAAUGUAUCAGUGUAGGGAUGAAUAAAAUCUUUUCAUUACAUGUGUGUAUCCUAAUUAUUUUUUAAUAUUUUGAUGAAAGAUGUAUUUACAACAAAUGUAUGUGUAGUGUUAAUAAUAGUAUCCUAUCUAAUAAUGUUUACAUAUUUGUUAUGAAAGUGUGGAGGAAAUAAUUUUAUGAUGUAAUGAAUUUAUUUUGUUAAAAUAUUUUUGGUGGUUAAUUAGAAAAUCUCUCAAAACAAUUUUACUUGUGUUUUUAUUUAUGAAAUACCUUUUUUUUUUUAAUUCUUUCAAUUUCUGAGGGUGGAUGUUUAAAACUUGAGAUUACAUGUAAUAAUGUUUCCAUUUUAAAAGUUUUGUUUAUUUACAUCAUACUGCAAUACCCAUUACAAUGUUACUUUAUGGUAUGCAUUAUUGUAACAUACAGUUGUAGUUCCAUAUUUUCCUUUGAUAGUUACAUGUGGGAUUUUUUUCAACAUUGAUUGUAUGAAGAUACAUGCAUGACAUGUAUGUAUGUUAAAAAUUUACAAAAUGUUAGGACUAAACUUAUAGAUAUGUGUGAAAUUUUAACAUAUAUUUGUUCAUGUAAAUGUAGGUCAAAUAACAGUUCUAAAUAUUCAAGAAACAAAAUGUGCUUUUAAUAAUGAGUCUAAAUAUUAAUGAUUUUAAAAUACUGUAGUGCUACAUUUUGUUACAAAUUUCUGUCAAAACUCAACAUGUGUUUUCACUUCUUUUCAAUAUUUAAAUAAGUCUUUAAGAAAGAUAUAUAUAAAUCUGAUACAAACAUCAUGUACUAUGAACAUGUACAUUUAUUUUUUAUUAGGAGGUUCUUAAUUAUAUCUAUUACGUGUUCACCUCAAAUAUAUGUGUAAGGUGUGUAAUUGUUGACAUUUUCUGUUAAAAUUAUUUUGAAAUAAGGAAGUACAAUAAUCAAUGUACAUGCAAAUUUUUUAUGUCUCAGUUUAAUACAUGUACAUGUACAUGUACUCUUUUAAACCAGAAAUCAUAGUUAUAAAAUUUUACAAUAUAAAUAUAAUAACAAGUGUAUAUUGUACUUCAUAUCGGAAUAUAUUUUUUUUGUAGUAUCCUAAAUACAUUUAACAACAUUUAGUGUACAUAUUCAUGUAUAUUAUUUUGGCUCAGAUGAAUGUGUGUGUAAAGUGAAAUUCUUCGCAGUUAUUAUAUAAACAUACAUUUAAAACUUACCAAUGGUAAGUUACCAUUCUUCUUUUAAUUGGCCUAAAUACAUAAAAUUAUGCCUCUUUUUAACAGUUGUUUUUGUAUGUACUAACUUCGUGUGCAAGUACGUUCAGAAAAUGCAUAAUUUUUUAAACAUUUAAACAAUGGUCUACAUGUAUGUACAUAAAUAUAAUGUACAUCUGCAUUGGUUUUUUUUGUACAGUUGCCUUGUACACAAUCAGCAUUAAGUAUUUUUUGCAGACUGGAUCAGAAAACAUCAUGGGAGACAAUUGUUAUUUUUUCUUUGUAGUGUUUUUUUUUUUAAAAGAAUUUUGGUAUACAUUUUAAUUUUAAUGCAUCUACAAUGUAUUUACUUUGACAAUAAUGCUUGUACAUUUGCUAACACAAUUGUACUGUACAUGUUCAUGUUAUAAUACACAUGUAUGUUCUGUUAUAUUCCUUAUUUUUUUAUUCCAACAGUUGAAUUGUCUCCUUUUUAUUUAUCUGGGUCAAGUUUUUCAUUAGGGAGGGAAACUGAUUAUACAUGUACAUGUAUUUAUAAAAAGAAAUUUUUUAAUUUUCCAUACUAGGAAGUCAAAAGAUUUUCUUAUCACUAAGGAAAAGUGAUGUUUCAGAUCAUUAGUAAUCGAUUUUCUUUAGAUCUGACUGUCAGUCAUGUGAAAGUCCCAGAAGGAGAAAUUUUAAGGAACAUAAAACAUUUAAAUGCAUACUAUUUGCCCCUAUGGAAAGAAAAUAAGUUGACCUGGAAAAGAAAUUACUUUUUUUUUUCUGUACAUGUACAAGUAUAACACCAUAAAUUACAUUUCCAUACAAGAAUGAAUUGAUAUUGUUCAUAUUAUAGUGCAGUUAAAAAUGUUUACAAGGCAUACAUUUAUCACACUAUGAAGUUGACAUACAUGAACAGAAUAUUAUUUUGUGUGGUUUCUAUUAUAGGGCUCAGUUAACAUUAUGGAUUACUGAAUCUACUGAUAAUCUAGUACUUUUUUUCUUUCGCUUGGAGAAAUGUGAAAAUGUGAUAGUGGUAUGAAUGAGGGUAUUGAUAAAUGGUAUUGAACAGAAAGGUCUCUAUGUACCUCAUUUCCAUAUAGUUGUUAUUUUGUAAUGUAAAUUAUUAAAUGUAUGAAUCUGAAGUUUUAAUAAAUGUUGGAAAACUGGUAAA
Molecule: messenger RNA, 3810 nt
Organism: Mytilus trossulus (common blue mussel)
Lineage: Eukaryota; Metazoa; Mollusca; Bivalvia; Mytilida; Mytilidae
Product: casein kinase I-like
Exons: 1
Coding region: 160-1134 (324 amino acids)
Biological process (GO): peptidyl-serine phosphorylation; negative regulation of canonical Wnt signaling pathway; signal transduction
Cellular component (GO): cytoplasm; nucleus
Molecular function (GO): ATP binding; protein serine/threonine kinase activity
Source: RefSeq, a predicted model, not a curated record